Messenger RNA from Aplysia californica (California sea hare), 1858 nucleotides. Its product is annotated as melatonin receptor type 1A. Lineage: Eukaryota; Metazoa; Mollusca; Gastropoda; Aplysiida; Aplysiidae. Gene Ontology annotation, cellular component: membrane. Gene Ontology annotation, biological process: G protein-coupled receptor signaling pathway. The transcript has 5 exons. Gene Ontology annotation, molecular function: G protein-coupled receptor activity. Bases 463 to 1677 code for a protein of 404 amino acids. The record is from RefSeq and is a predicted model, not a curated record.
UGUGUGUGUAUUGAGUAGCUUGAUGCAUUAUUGAAUUAACACGAAAAUUAAUUUGAACGCAAAUUUGAUCAAACAGACACUGCUCUUUGUUCAUCUGAAACCCCCUCAAGGGCGGAAAAAACAUUCGCUAAACGAUUUCCUGCUUGGCGAGCGAGAAGCCAUUCGAACGAAUGUUGCGGACUGUACGUAGCGUGCGGUGAGUCAAUGGUGGCUUGUAUUGUAACGUUUCUUUCAGGACAGGAGCAUACAAUUCCUUUGCUACAGGCGCGUAAGGAUAUAUAACAUAACACAACAUCUCGAUCUGUGUUGCCUCUGAUAUUAAAAAAUAAGUAAUUCAGUUGUGUUCUGGAAAGACACUGAGGUCCAAAAAGACAGCUAGAAGGUUUUCACUGAGAUGGGUAGGACGAGCGCAACAGCUGCGUAGGUUCAAGAUCUCUGAUGUCUUCCUCGUAAACAGCUAUAAUGGAGCAAUCACACAAUGACUGUGUAGUAGUAACAGAUUGUCAACAACUCAGCUCCUCAGGUGACAACGAGAUGUUUGCCUACCCCAUACCACAGUGGUUCGUUGUCGUUUUUAUCGUCGCAUCCAUAUUCCUUAUCGCUGUAGGCGUUACAGGCAAUGCUCUGAUCAUAGUGGUGGUGGUCUGGUACAAGAAGCUGAGAACAGUGAUCAACGUCCUCAUUGUGAAUCUGGCCAUUAAGGACGUCAUAGCCCUGGGGGUGAUACUGCCCGCUCAGUUGUGGGUCUUUGGUCGAGAGGUGUAUCCCUUCUCCAUGAACCUAUGCGUCGCCUUCACAGCUUUCAGUAAGACAGUGAUUGUUGGUUGUAUGUUCGACCUCACAACCAUCGCAGUGGCCCGCUACAUAUACAUCUGCAGACCUCGGCUUCGAGACCGCCUCUUCAGCUCCAGGUUGUGUUUGGUCUGUAUAACAAUCAUCAACUGGCUUAUAGGUCUGAUGUUCGGUAUCCCAAUCCUGCUCCGAACGCCAGCGUUCCAUCCGGUGUUCCGACAGUGUAUGAUCGGGUCCAACCAGCACCAACGCACAUUUUUCCAGGUCGCAUGUGUGGGCGUGCCACUUCUCCUUAUUUCUAUUUUCUGCUAUACUAAGAUUUUUCUAAAAGUUGGAGAAAGUAAAAUGAAUUUGGCUCGUCAUCAGGACACCACAAACGAGCAGCAGCAGCAGACUGCUGAAGAAGGAGGAACGGGGUCGACUUCACAAAAAAAGGACACCGAAGUCGAGCACGUUGCUAGUGGCCUCGAGGAGGAGUUUGGAAACAUUCCCAGUAGUGGCGCUGCAGGUGACAAUAAAGGCAAGCACAAUGCAGUUACAGCGGUUAAGGAAUUUGCAACUUCCCUGAGAAAACAGCUAAAAAAGAAAGUGGACAUAAUUUUCGACCAGAGUCAACUCAACAAGAUAAGAUGCGAAUUUUGUGUAUUCACGUUUUUCUUUAUCUUCACCACGCCUUACGUCAUCGCCCGAGCUAUUGAGUCUACGGAAUCCCAUUUUAUGACAAUUCAGAUUUCCACGCUGUUCCUCGUCUUCUUCAAUAACUUUUUCAACAGCAUAAUCUUUGGUGUAAAAAAUCGACAAAUCAGCAGUGCUAUAGUGGGCCUAACAGGCUGGAAUCGAUGGAGGGCGAAACGAGUAGACGUGUCGGACGUAACUACAAGUUAGGACCAAAAAUAAAAAUGUCAAUAGCUUUGAGAGCAAUGUACUAAACAGUUUUGUAUCCUGAUAACUGGUGUCUGUGGUGUAUAAUAAUAAAAAACAGCUUGUCCAUCAAUAUCUGACGAUGACCAAUACAGCGGUAGAGCAUGAUAAUAAAUAUUUCUCCAACGAAAUAGAAAAAUUUGAA